AUGUCUCAAAGUAAUUAUUCCAACAAAAUGAUCUGUUCUUUAACUAGUAUAUUAACGCAAGCAAAUAAAUUUCAUGAAGUAUUAUCCAAAGACGAUUUGUGGUCUAGUUGUUACGGAAAUGAUUACCUUUCAAUGUUGUAUCUUGCUGAUUUACACAAUCCAUGGCUGCAAAAUAAACUUUUCUUUGAUAUUGAUGCCAACAAAGGUUAUACUAUAGCUUCAUGGCUAUCUAUAUGGAUGCCUGAAAAGAAUGUUGAUCCGAAAAGCUUGUACAAAUAUCUCUCUCAUAUUUUAAAGAUCAAUGAUUGUGGUGUUUGCUCAGAUUGCAAUGAAACAAUACUGAAUACUGUACAGAUAAAUAAUCCUACAUAUAAAAGACUCACAAUUCAUGCGUUCGAACCGAUGAAAAGUACCUACGAGAUACUCGAUCAAGUACGCACUUGGAUGAAUCUCUCUACGUUAUAUGUUCAUCAAUUAGCAAUUAGUAAUAGCACGGGUACGGCUAACAUGAAGAAAUGUCCUGCGGGAGGAGAAGUAUGUGGAUUGAUAACUAACGAUGACACUGCACGCAACGAUAAAGUAUUUCAAACGCCGACAGUAACUCUUGAUGAUUUUAUUGAACAAAAAAAAAUACAACAGAAAAUAGAUUUACUCAAAAUUGAUACGGAAGGCGCACAUCCACUUGCUCUCCAAGGAGCAAAGAAACUAUUCUCAAGAAAGCAAAUUAUUAGAUUACUUAUAUUUGAAAAUCAUGGAAUCAGUACUUGGAAAACAACUAGUCUAUUAACAGUAAUUGACUUUCUAGGCAAAGAAGGCUUUAUCUGUUAUAUGCUUGGUAAAACAGGUUUAGCACGUUUGACAAACUGUUGGUCGCCUGUAUUUGAAGUGAAGUCGUGGAGUAAUGUCUUAUGUGUUCAUAGAGAAGAAGAACAUCUUUGA
Molecule: messenger RNA, 939 nt
Organism: Adineta ricciae
Lineage: Eukaryota; Metazoa; Rotifera; Eurotatoria; Adinetida; Adinetidae
Source: the annotation of a GenBank genome assembly